AUUUGAAGAAGACAUUGCCCGACUCAUAAGAGAUAAAUUUUUUUGUAAAACGGGAAGGAAUCUUAAUGAAAUAUUAUGAGCUAAAGAAUUUUGCUUUGAGCAAGACACACCUUUACGGACGAAGCGUCCAUUGCAGUAUAUCCGUUAUGCAAUAGGAGGAGACUGGUCUACUGCGGCGUAAGAUCAUAAAAAAGAGAAGAAGAUUUGAGGUUAUGUUAACUUUUAUUUAUGUUUUUUGAAUUCAUCUCUAUUUUCCAGUAAUUUUAAAAAUAAAAAUGAAUUCUGAUGCAUACAAAGAAUGGACCGACUUAUUCGACAGCAGUGUUUCGGAGGUUUGGAAAUCAGAAAGAAAAGAACUGCAAAAAUCUGUCAUGCUACUUUGGACAUUGAAAAAAGAACUGAAUAACGUUCAUAAAAGCCUUGAAGAUGAAGUGAGUAAUUUAAGGCAACAGCUGAAUGAUAAAGAUCGACUAGAGAAAAAAAUGAAAUUGACUAGCCCCAAGAAAAAGUCACCAAGCCAUGAAAAAGAGAACAGAUCGACUUCUCAGGCGGAAACAAAAUCUAACAAGUAUUCAAGUAAUGUUACAGAAUUGGAGAGUCCAGAUCUUUUCAAAAAUAUUGAUCCCAAUUCUCACUCCAAAUCAGAUAAACACGAAUUUUCAAACUCUAUGAUAAUUGACCUCUCUCUGUCGGAUGAUGAUAGAAGAGAAAUUGAUACUAGCCCGACACUCAUAUCCAAAUAUAGAAAAGAUCUUAGGAAAAGUAAGUCAAAAAUUAGUGGAGCAAAUAGUUCAAAUUCAAAUAAUAGCAAGGAUAUAAACUUGGUGAGAAAAAAUAUUUUUCACACUCCUGGACCUGACUUGGAAAUGUCAGUCAUAGAUUCAACACCAGAUUUGGCAAGUAGGAAACUGAAAACGGAUUCCAAAGUGAGUCAAUUGUUAAGGAAGAAGAAAGUCCAGAGAAAAGGAAGAAAUUUAACACUGACGCAAAUAUUUCCCAACAGCAUAAAAUUCAAUUCAAAUAAUGACAAGAAGUUUGAUGUUGGAGAAGAUUCAGACGAAACAUACUUUGAAAAUAACAAAAGUACUUCUCGAAUGGGCAUUACUGAUCUUCUGAGUUACAUAAAUAAAGAUGAAUCAUCCAAAGAUAACACUUUCAGUGAUAUGGAUGAUUUAGAUUCCACACAGGAAGUUGACCAGUUUUCGAAAGGGGCUUUGUUAGAUGAGAGCAUAUGUUUUGAAGAAGCAUCACCCCAGAAAAAAUUGAAACUGGCUGUUUUACCAGAGCCUGUAGUAAGAGGAAAUGCCCGUAAGGAUUUGAACGGAUUUGCUUGUGAAAAAUGUAGAAACUUUUAUGGUCAAAUGAACUUGUCUCCAGAAGAAUUGCAGAAAAAGAUGGAUGAAUGUUCAAAACAUCGCUACAAAUAUCAACCACCAGAAGACACACUGCCAGGUAUUUGGGACUUAACGCUUGCACCUUGAAAAGGAAAGGGAGAAAUAAAUCUGCUCAGUCUUGAAACCAAUGUGAUAUUUUCCUCCAUCACCAAUGUAAAGCAUAUCAUUUUGUUUAAAUUAUAUUUUUACUACUAUAUACUUAACACUAAUAUAACUCUUAGCCUAA
This is a messenger RNA of Leptinotarsa decemlineata (Colorado potato beetle), 1620 nucleotides long. RefSeq lists its product as uncharacterized. Lineage: Eukaryota; Metazoa; Arthropoda; Insecta; Coleoptera; Chrysomelidae. The record is from RefSeq and is a predicted model, not a curated record.